CAGAGAGAGGGAGGGGAUGGGGCAGGCUGGUAACCGGGCUGUAACGGGGAUAAGCUGCAGCCUCCGUGUCUCAGAUGCUCUGAUGGAGUGAACCGGGCAACGAUGCGCGUUUAUGUCCUUUCUCUGUCGGUCAUGGAGAGGGUUCGUCUCUCAUCUCUGUGAAGCCUGGGCCAGGGGUCAGAGGUCAUCCACCAAACCUGCACUUACCCCUGCACCCCACCCCACCCCACCCCACCCCACCUCCCUACCACCAAACCCUCAGCCCCUGUCACCCAACCACUGGAACUUAUCUUGUAUCCUUUUCCCCACUUUUCUCUCACUCACAAAUUCACAACGCUGCCCUGUUCGUCUUCCCCCGGCACUUGUUUCUUGCCUGCCAGCGUCACCCAGUCCGCUCGAGAGGAAAGACCCCUAACCAACGAAGUAACUGUUGACCAUUUCAUGACGAGUCAGUCGUUCACCAGACACUGCGCUCAAGUGUCCUAGACAGCUUCUCAGAUAACACCUCUCACACCCAGGCCUCAAGAUGAUGUGCGAGGUGAUGCCCACCAUCUCGGAGGACGGGCGCAGCGGCGGAGGAGGCGGCUCGUCUUCCCCAGCGGGGGGCGGAGGAGGGAUGGGUGGAGGGAUGGGAGGCAUAGGGGGCUACGGCAGCCGGGAUCCCCGCGGUAGUGGUGGCGGCGGCAGCGAUGAGGGGGGCAGCACGGGCAACCUGGAGUCGCUGAUGGUGAACAUGCUGACGGAGAGGGAGAGGCUGCUGGAGAGCCUGAGGGAGACACAGGACAGUCUGGGGACGGCACACCUACGCCUGCGAGAGCUAAGUCACGAGAAGGAGUCACUCCAGAGGCAGCUGUCCAUCGCCCUGCCACAGGAGUUUGCAGUGCUGACCAAAGAGCUGAACCUCUGCCGGGAACAGCUGCUGGAGAGAGAGGAGGAGAUAGCAGAGCUGAAGGCAGAGAGGAACAACACACGACUGCUGCUUGAACAUCUGGAGUGCCUGGUGUCCCGUCAUGAGCGUAGCCUGAGGAUGACCGUGGUGAAGAGGCAGGCCCAGUCCCCAGCAGGGGUCUCCAGCGAGGUGGAGGUCCUAAAAGCCCUCAAGUCUCUGUUCGAGCACCACAAAGCUCUGGACGAGAAGGUGAGGGAAAGACUACGGGUGGCUUUGGAGCGGGUGACGACCCUAGAGGAAGAGCUGCAGUCCUCCUCUCAAGAGGUUCUGUCUUUAAGGGAACAAAUCAAACGACGGCAGCAAGGACUAGACAACGGCAAAGAGCGGCUUCCCAACGGACCGUCCUCCAUCUUGGAUGACGCAGACAUCGACAGACAGAGAGAGGGCGAGAUAGAGCGACAGAGGUCAGAGCUGGGACAGCUGAAAGAGAGACUGGCUCUCAUGUGCAGACAGGUUGGGGAGAUCGAGGAGCAGCUGACGUCCGCCAGGAGGGAGCUGGCCCGAUCGGAGGAGGCCAACCAGAAACUACAGAGGGAUGUGAAAGAGGCGCUCUGUCAAAGGGAAGACAUGGAAGAGAGAAUCACCACAUUAGAACGCAGGUACCUGAGUGCCCAGAGGGAGGCGACGUCUCUCCAUGACAUAAAAGAUAAACUGGAGAACGAGUUGGCCAGCAAAGAGUCUCUCUACAGACAGAGCGAGGAGAAGAACCGGCAGCUUCAGGAGCGUCUGGAUGAUGCCAAACAGAAGCUGCAGCAAACGCUGCAGAGGGCCGAGACGCUGCCUGAGAUCGAGGCCCAGCUCGCCCAGAGAGUGGCAGCACUCAACAAGGCGGAGGAGCGUCAUGGUAACUUUGAGGAGCGACUGCGACAGAUGGAGGCGCAACUGGAGGAGAAGAACCAGGAGCUACAGAGGGCGAGGCAGAGGGAGAGGAUGAACGAUGAACACAACAAGCGUCUCUCCGACACAGUUGACAAGCUACUGUCUGAGUCCAACGAGAGGCUGCAGCUCCAUCUGAAGGAGAGAAUGGCCGCCCUUGAAGAAAAGAAUGCCCUAUCUGAGGAACUGGCUAACAUGAAGAAACUCCAGGAUGAUCUCUUGGCAAACAAGGACCAGCUGAUAGCAGAGCUGGAAAGGCUUCAGCUGGAGUUAGAUCAGUUGAGAGCGAGGCCCGGGGGCUCUUAUUCCAGUCGCUCUCUGCCAGGUAGCGCUCUGGAGUUAAGGUAUUCCCACGGGGGCGGGUCCCUCCCUGCAGGCUCCACCACUCACUUGGAUCCCUUCUGUAACGCCCCUACUGGGGGCGUGGUCAGGCGAAGUCACCGGGCCCGUUGGAGCUCCGCCCGAGAGGACUCGACCAAGUACCCAGACUGGGAGAGCGGGGCUCUGCUGGGGACCGGGUUCGAGCCGGGCUUGGAUGUGGGCUGUUCCGACGACGAGGACGAUGGGGAGCCUCGGUUUGGCUCCGAGCUGUUGUCCCCCAGUGGACAGACUGACGUGCAGACCCUGGCCAUCAUGCUGCAGGAACAGCUGGAGGCCAUCAAUAAGGAGAUCAAACUGAUCCAGGAGGAGAAGGAGAACACAGAGUUGCGGGCCGAAGAAAUCGAGAGCCGGGUCAGCGUGGCUUUGGACAGUCCGCCCAUCCCUCCAUCUUCCCUGGGGAGAGACAGCACAGGACGGGGCUUCAUCCCCUCGUCCAUCACAUCCUCCACCCUGGCCUCCCCCUCUCCCCCCAGCUCUGGACACUCCACCCCUCGCCUGCCUCACUCCCCAGCCCGUGAGAGUGAUAGACAGAACAACAAAGAAGAUGAUCGGUCCCUUGCUCUUCUUGACUCUACGCCUCCUUCCACUCCUCGUGCACUGCGCUUGGACAGGAUGACCCUCACCCAUCCAGGAGCAAUGCUCGACGACCCCAGGGAGUUUCGAAGUCUCUCGGCAGAUGGCAGCAGCUCCAACAGCAGCCAAGAUUCUCUCCACAAGUCUAGUAAGAAGAAAAGCAUUAAGUCUUCCAUCGGUCGGCUUUUUGGGAAGAAGGAGAAAGGAAGGAUGGGCCAACCUGGGCGGGAUGGAUCUGCUUCUCUUGCAUCUACACCCUCUGAAGACCUGGCCUCUGGAGACCCAAUGGGCAUGAACAAGACUGGGACUCUGGGUCCAGCAGAUAAAGACCGCCGCAGCAAGAAGAAGCAUGAGCUACUGGAAGAAGCAUGUCGCCAAGGACUUCCCUUUGCAUCUUGGGAUGGACCCACUGUUGUAUCUUGGUUGGAGCUGUGGGUGGGAAUGCCAGCCUGGUACGUCGCAGCCUGUCGCGCCAACGUGAAGAGCGGCGCGAUCAUGGCCAACCUGUCGGACACAGAGAUCCAGAGGGAGAUCGGCAUCAGUAACCCGCUUCACCGCCUCAAACUGCGGCUGGCCAUCCAGGAGAUGGUGUCCCUCACCAGCCCCUCUGCCCCGGCCAGCACUCGCUCUUCGACCAGUAACGUGUGGAUGACCCACGCAGAGAUGGAGUCUCUGAACGCCGCCACCAAGCCUCCGGAGCUGAAAGAGUUCAGCUGGGAUCAGAUACUGGCCUAUGGCGAUAUGAAUCAUGAGUGGGUGGGAAACGACUGGCUGCCCAGCCUGGGCCUGCCACAGUAUCGCAGCUAUUUCAUGGAGUCCCUGGUGGAUGCCCGCAUGUUGGACCACCUGACCAAGAAGGAGCUGAGAGGACAGCUCAAAAUGGUGGACAGCUUCCACAGGGUCAGUUUGCAUUAUGGCAUCAUGUGCCUGAAGCGUCUGAAUUAUGAUCGCAAGGAGCUGGAAAGGAGGAGAGAGGAGAGCGUCCACCAGAACAAAGAUGUGAUGGUGUGGUCCAAUGAGCGUGUGAUGUGCUGGGUGCAGACUCUCGGUCUGAAGGAGUACGCCGACAACCUCCGUGAGAGCGGCGUCCACGGGGCUCUGCUGGCUUUAGAUGACACCUUUGACUACACUGACCUGGCCCUGCUGCUGCAAAUCCCCAAUCAGAACACACAGGCCAGACAGCUCCUGGAGCAAGAGUACAACUCCCUCAUCUCCAUGGGAACUGAGAGACGACCUGAUGAGGAUGGAACUAAGACGUUCACCCGCUCGCCCUCCUGGAGGAAGAUGUUUAGGGAGAAAGACCUACGGGGCGUGACCUCUGACUCCGCCGAGACCCUGCCUGCUAACUUCCGUGCCUCAGCCAUCUCCACGCCCUCCGUUACCCUGAGAAAGGUUCAGAGUGAUGCCAACUCUGGUGCCCGGGGUGAAUCUGCCUCAGUGAGGACGUACUCCUGUUGAGGGGCUGAGGGCGCUGACUGGAUUGGGACUAGAGGACCCUCUCGCUCAUCCACGGAGAAAGAAGCAAUGAAUAUAACCAUUUAACUUAAAAAUAAAUCUAUCAGUCUGACCAUUCUGCAAUAACAGAAGCAAAGGAAUAAAGGGGAAAAUGACAUGAAGAAUGUAUGAAUGUAUUUUCCAAUCAGACUAGGAAGGUUGAAUGGGAUCAGCUGUUUUCUCUCUCUCUCGCUCUCUUCCUGUCAUUCUGUCUUUGCUCGUUCUCUCUCAAUGGGACUAUGCUGUGAGGUUAAUAAAGGACAACACCGGUGUUGGUUGGGCUUGUGCCGGUCAUGCAGGUUUCCCCUCUCUUCAUUCCUGUCGGAGUCUGCACACAGUCAGCAGAGUUGGCAAUAUCAGGGCUCAUUUUCCUACCUUCAGAGGAAACCACUUGCUGCCAUUUAUUCUCUUACAGUUUGAAAACAACUAAACGUGUCGCCUUAUAACUUCUGCUCAUCAACAGGUGUUUUUAAUGAGAGCCAGGGCAGAAGUUAACCUCACUGUAAAGUUUAGGUUUUAAAAACAAGAGGAAUGACUGGAAGGAUGUUAAAAUGAUUGGGGGAAAUGGCUGGGAAAAAACGGUUAGAACUCUAAACAACACCGAUGUUCUCCUUUCUACUCAUGAGUCGGCUGAUGUCCAAUGUCAUUGUGGCUCUAUUGUUGGCUUCUAUGGUCCCAUCAGGGGUGUCUAAGUGUCCCCAAUUGGUCGGAGUGGUGUAGUAAAACAUGUCCAAAUUCCGACCACUAUUUAGCUCCGACCACAUCACAGGGACCCUCCUCAUGCUUUGUCUAUUGGCACCUUGAAAGCCGAUAGGCUAAGUAAUCUCUUUUGAAGGGACCUCAUUAUAGAGAUCAAAGGCACGGAGGUGGAUGGGGCAGGGUGGAGCGAGGCCACAGAGGCAUUGUGUUCACUGAUUUCAUGAUGUCGAUGGCAGGAAAGCCAUACAGUUAGUGUUGGCACCACUGUCUGAAAAGGCGUACUUUACAAGGAGUUUAUAAGUCCCAGCUUUUGGCUUUAUCAGCGCUGAAGGGGCGCUCUACCGAUUUUUCACACGAGGUUCAGUUUACUCGUCACGAGGAGUACUACUCCUGUUAAAACAGUCGAAUAAUAUCUUUUGUGGUGCUUUCCAACAAAUAACCCUCGUGUCAUAGUGAUGUCAUCAGGAAAGUCUUUCAUAUGGGGUUUGAAAGAGGUGGGCAUUUAGGAGAAGGGGGCUUAAUGAAAGACACUACUGAGUUGCAUUAUGGGAAAUGUGCUUUAUAGAUCAGUAAAAAAGCUACUAAGACAAGUUUUUGGUUGCUGAAAAAUCCAUUUGGAUGGUGUAAAAUGUGUGUUUUUAUCUAGCUCUUUAAUUCUUUGGAAGGACCCCACCAAUGUUCAAACACAUACAUUACCUUCUGGAAAAAAAAUAUUAUUAACCACUUAUCAACAUCCUAUUAACAUUUAUAACUGCAGUAUAAGGUACUUCAUGUAAAAAGUCACAAGUCUUUUGACUUAAUAAUGUGCCAUUAGAGCUGUGGUCCAAAAUGCAGAUUUAGUAAUUAAUAAAAUACAAAAAUAUAUCUUGUGUGGAGUUUAAAAUGUUAAUAAGUUGUUAAUAAAUUGAUGUUGGUCCAAAUUCUCUUCCUAAUUAAUUAAAGAGCUAUCUAAAAAUGCAACAGGUCAAAUGGAUUUUGGAAUUUGCAACCCAAAAGUUAUUAGAAAAGAAUUAACAUGAAAAUGCCAUUAAUUACAAACUGUAAACCCUUUGUAAAGUAUGUCUUAUUAAAAAAGUGGUACCAAAGGUUUUGAAUAUAUUUAGGAAGGCCCUAGCUGGCCCUCCACGAUGUGGUCGUUCGGUUUAUGACUUGUAAUCAUCAGCUCAGGGUCUUGGGUAAUCCUGAUGAUGGGAGAGGUGGCGGAGAGACAAAACAGCGACUCACGGGCAGGAAAGAAAAAACUAAAAGAAUGGACAGAAGCCGGUCAUUUUACUGCACACACAAGCCAUAACAGAAACCAAGAGCUCUCUGGGGGGUGAGAUCAGAGAGAGGCAAGAAGAGAGGGCGAGCCCGAGAAAGCCCAGGAAACAAAACCUUUAGCCUCUGUGUUUACGAUGCAUGUCAAACAAACGACAAUGACCUAAAAACAUUUUUUUGGUGGUGAAGAUGAUAUGAGGUGUCUUUAAAAAAUAUAUAUCUGUAUGAUAAGCCUACAGGGGGUGGGAGCCUGGGGAUCAAUUUGUAAAAUGUGUGUAUUUUUUUCAGUUGUAUUUUUUAUUUUUUACGAUAUCUAUUUAUUUUCUUUAGGUAUGUAUUGGAUAAAUGUAUGUACAUGUUCUGUUCCUUCUUGGCUUCAUUUGAACUAGUUUUAAAAGUAAAUAUGAAACAUUGAAAAUGGUCAUUCAAAUACGCUACUGUAUGUGUACAUUUUGAGAACAAAUUGUGCAAUGAUUUAACAGAUUUCCAUGAUUAAAAUGAUAAUAAUACAAACUGAAAAUAUCUGGAAAAUAAACAAUAAUGAUGAUGAUGAUGAUGAUGAUGAUGAUGAUGACGAUAAUGAUGAUGAUAAUGAAAAUGGUGAUGUAAAAGAAAAAAAAAUAAAGCGAUCCAGGUGGAUCUGCUGAUCAUCGCAAA
This is a messenger RNA of Siniperca chuatsi (mandarin fish), 6886 nucleotides long. It is a transcript of the gene ppfia3, whose product is annotated as PTPRF interacting protein alpha 3. The transcript is spliced from 31 exons. The coding region runs from base 527 to 4237 and encodes 1236 amino acids. Gene Ontology annotation, biological process: synapse organization. NCBI's taxonomy places the organism in Eukaryota, Metazoa, Chordata, Actinopteri, Centrarchiformes, Sinipercidae. Gene Ontology annotation, molecular function: protein binding. Gene Ontology annotation, cellular component: presynaptic active zone. The record is from RefSeq and is a predicted model, not a curated record.